GGGUCCGGGGCUGAGGGAGCGGGACGGAAGUGAGUGGGUCCCGCCCCUUCCCCCGUCGUCUUCGCUGGAGCCGCUGCCGCUACAGUCGCUGCCCCCUCUCCGGCGAGCCGGAGUCUCCGUGCCGUACCCUCGGUCCCCGGCCGCGCGGAGCCGGGAUGCACUGCUCCUGCUGUGGGUCCUCAUCAUGGAGACCAAACGGGUGGAGAUUCCCGGCAGCGUCCUGGACGAUCUCUGCAGCCGAUUUAUUUUGCAUAUUCCCAGCGAGGAAAGAGACAAUGCUAUCCGAGUGUGUUUUCAGAUUGAACUUGCCCAUUGGUUUUACUUGGAUUUCUACAUGCAGAACACACCAGGAUUACCUCAGUGUGGGAUAAGAGACUUUGCUAAAGCUGUCUUCAGUCAUUGUCCAUUUUUGCUGCCUCAAGGUGAAGAUGUGGAAAAAAUUUUGGAUGAAUGGAAGGAAUAUAAAAUGGGAGUACCAACCUAUGGUGCAAUUAUUCUUGAUGAGACACUUGAAAAUGUACUACUGGUUCAGGGGUAUCUAGCAAAAUCAGGCUGGGGAUUUCCAAAAGGAAAAGUAAAUAAAGAAGAAGCUCCUCAUGAUUGUGCUGCUAGAGAGGUCUUUGAGGAAACUGGUUUUGAUAUCAAAGAUUAUAUUUGUAAAGAUGAUUACAUUGAACUUCGAAUCAAUGACCAGCUUGCUCGUUUGUACAUCAUUCCAGGAAUUCCAAAAGACACAAAAUUUAACCCGAAAACCAGAAGAGAAAUUCGGAACAUUGAGUGGUUCUCCAUUGAGAAAUUGCCCUGUCAUAGAAAUGAUAUGACCCCGAAAUCCAAACUUGGUUUGGCACCUAACAAAUUUUUUAUGGCCAUUCCCUUUAUCAGACCACUAAGGGACUGGCUUUCGCGGAGAUUUGGAGAUUCCUCAGACAGUGACAAUGGAUUUUCCUCAGUCGGUAGCACACCAGCUAAACCCACUGUGGAAAAAUUGAGUCGAACCAAAUUCCGCCACAGUCAGCAGUUGUUUCCUGAAGGUUCUCCUGGUGACCAGUGGGUAAAGCACAGGCAACCACUGCAGCAAAAGCCAUAUAAUAAUCAUCCUGAAAUGUCUGACCUUUUAAAAGCGAAGAAUCAAAGUAUGAGGGGAAAUGGCAGAAAACAGUAUCAGGAUUCACCUAAUCAAAAGAAAAGAACAAACGGGGUCCACAGCCAGCCAGCCAAGCAGCAGAAUCCCUUGAUGAAAUGUGAAAAAAGACUUCAUCCACGAAAGCUUCAGGAUAAUUUCGAAACAGAUGCUGCAUAUGACUUGCCUUGCUCCAGUGAAGACCAGUUGCUAGAACAUGCCGAGGGACAGUCUGUGGCAUGUAAUGGUCAUUGCAAGUUCCCCUUUUCAUCCAGAGCCUUUUUGAGUUUUAAGUUUGACCAUAAUGCUAUAAUGAAAAUCUUGGACCUUUGA
Neomonachus schauinslandi (Hawaiian monk seal) is the source of this 1453-nucleotide messenger RNA. It is a transcript of the gene DCP2, whose product is annotated as decapping mRNA 2. The transcript is spliced from 11 exons. Gene Ontology annotation, biological process: deadenylation-dependent decapping of nuclear-transcribed mRNA; nuclear-transcribed mRNA catabolic process, nonsense-mediated decay. The record is from RefSeq and is a predicted model, not a curated record. The coding region runs from base 185 to 1453 and encodes 422 amino acids. Gene Ontology annotation, cellular component: cytoplasm; P-body. Gene Ontology annotation, molecular function: manganese ion binding; 5'-(N(7)-methylguanosine 5'-triphospho)-[mRNA] hydrolase activity; RNA binding. Lineage: Eukaryota; Metazoa; Chordata; Mammalia; Carnivora; Phocidae.